This is a messenger RNA of Ostrinia furnacalis (Asian corn borer), 520 nucleotides long. RefSeq lists its product as uncharacterized. Gene Ontology annotation, molecular function: protein binding. The transcript is spliced from 2 exons. The record is from RefSeq and is a predicted model, not a curated record. The coding region runs from base 85 to 498 and encodes 137 amino acids. Lineage: Eukaryota; Metazoa; Arthropoda; Insecta; Lepidoptera; Crambidae.
UAACCGUUAAUAGUAUUUAUUGGCCGCCGACCACUUGCAAGUCAGCCACACCUGGAUUUGUUCUGAGGCAGCACACAUAGAACCAUGAUGCUUAAGUGCUUCACCUUCCUGCUACUCGUGGCUGCGGCCCAAGCUCUGACCUACGUCAUCAAGGAAGAGCCCAAGGCAAGCGAAACUGGUGCCCGUGCCAGUACUAUACCAGCUCCGACUUUGGAACAUCUUAACACGUUUCUGGAGCCUUUCAUGGGCACCGCCAUUACAUGGAGCCCCGGCGAGGGAUCCAAUAAUAUUCUUGGGUACAAGGUGACGUCAUGGAUACAAACCGGUUCCAACAACAUGUUCUCCCGGUACCAAGACGUGUACGCGUACGGACCCGGCCAGACCAUGGCGGUGGUCGCGCCCCUGUACAAGUACACCUGGUUCCGUUUCGUGGUACAGGCCUUCAAUAGCGAGGGGUACAGCGUGGAGUCCAACGCCUGGCGGGCAAUCAUCAUUUAAGAAGAAAGAUACAGAAUAAAGA